Callorhinchus milii (elephant shark) is the source of this 2070-nucleotide messenger RNA. RefSeq names its product transcriptional adaptor 2A (gene tada2a). Lineage: Eukaryota; Metazoa; Chordata; Chondrichthyes; Chimaeriformes; Callorhinchidae. The record is from RefSeq and is a predicted model, not a curated record. Gene Ontology annotation, biological process: regulation of transcription by RNA polymerase II; chromatin remodeling. Bases 49 to 1386 code for a protein of 445 amino acids. Gene Ontology annotation, cellular component: SAGA-type complex; nucleus. The transcript is spliced from 15 exons. Gene Ontology annotation, molecular function: zinc ion binding; protein binding; chromatin binding.
GGCGGCCGCGGCUCCCGGGCUGAGGGAGGGAGUCAGAGAGGGGGAGACAUGGACAGGCUGGCGGCGUCCUUCGGCAGUGAUCCAUUUGAUAAGCCUCCAUGUCGCGGUUGUUCCUCUUACCUCAUGGAACCCUACAUUAAAUGUGCAGACUGUGGACCUCCUCCGCUACUUAUAUGUCUGCAGUGUUUUACUAGAGGGUUUGAGUACAAGAAGCACCAAAGUGACCACAGCUAUGAAAUAAUGACGUCUGAUUUUCCCAUUUUGGAUCCAAACUGGACAGCCCAGGAGGAGAUGUCACUGCUGGAAGCCGUGAUGGACUGUGGCUUUGGAAACUGGCAAGACGUAGCCAACCAGAUGCGUACAAAAUCCAAGGAAGAUUGUGAAAAACACUACAUGAAGCAUUUUGUGAACAAUCCACUGUUUUCCUCCACUUUGCUGAGUUUAAAGCAAUCCGAAGAAUACAAAGGCUUUGACACAGCAAUCACAUUCAGACCUUGUGAUGAGCCCCCAAGACCUACGUUUGAUUCUGCAGUGUCGAGGGACAUGGCGGGCUACAUGCCAGCACGAGCAGACUUUGUUGAGGAAUUUGACAAUUAUGCAGAAUGGGACCUGAGAGAUAUUGAUUUUGUAGAGGAUGACUCUGAUAUUUUGCACGCUCUGAAGCUCGCAGUGGUGGAUAUUUAUCACUCCCGAUUGAAAGAGAGGCAGCGAAGGAAAAAAAUUUUGAGAGACCACGGCCUGAUUAACCUCCGGAAGUUUCAGAUUCUUGAAAGACGGUACCCUAAGGAAAUGCAGAACCUGUACAAUGGCAUGAAAUACUUUGCGAGACUGCUGGGACCUAUUGAGCACGACAAAUUCAUUGAAAGCCAUACGUUGGAUUUUGAACUGCGGAAAGGGAUCAAACGGUUGCAAGAAUACAGAUGUGCAGGAAUCUCCACCUUACGCGGCGCCAAAGUUUACAAUUGCCUGAAGGCACAUCGUGAGGAGGAGCGUGUAAAACGCAGCAUGCUUACAGAGGUCCUCCAGUGUCUCCAGGAUUCCAGCGCCUGUCAGCAGUGGUUACACAGACAAGCCGCAAUCGAUUCAGGACUAAACCCAGUGACUCCGGUCAUUCCUACAGCAGCAGGCAGGCGAAACGCACCCCCACUGAACCUCACCGGUCUCCCGGGCACGGAAAAACUCAACGAUCGGGAAAAAGAGCUAUGCCAGGUGGUGAGACUGGUCCCUGGAGCUUACUUGGAAUACAAGGCGGCUUUAAUGAACGAGAGCAGCAGGUUGGGAGGCUUGAAGCUGGCUCAGGCAAGGACUCUCAUUAAAAUAGAUGUGAACAAAACGAGAAAGAUCUACGAUUUCCUGAUACGAGAAGGAUACAUCACUAAAGCUUAAAAACCAGCCACGACCCCUAUUGGGCUUGGCAUUCAGGAGCGUUGUCACUAAGCAACCUCAAGCAGUUACUGCAGGUUACCUGGCAACGGCAGAAUUGUUUUGUCGGUGUGCGAAGUGGAAGAAUCGACGGGGAUUCAAAUAUUUAUUCUUUAUUUUAUAAAAGAUUGGAACUAUGUUGUCUGACUGACUGACUAACUGACUGACUGAAUUUGUCAUUUUGUAUGGGUUUUUUCCGUGAAGCGAUUUCUCGAAUGGCAAUUUUUCUUUCUGGAUUCCGUUCAUGCGAGAAUGUGUAUUUAAACUUGCUUUUUUAAUUUUUAUUAUCGUCAUUAAGAAAAGAGGAUCGAUCCCAUUUCAUUGAUGGCACUUGCAGCUCGUUGCAGGUCAACUUUUGCGUUGAUGAAGCCAUCUUGAGUCAGCACAACCUGUUGCACUCGCAAAAUGAGAUGAAAUCAAUAUGGUUUCUCGAGCACACGCACAAGCAAGCGAUGUCACUGUGCAAAACUUAGUGGGUGCGAAUGCAUUUACAGAGUGACGGGCAAUGCAGGAGUUAUUGUAUCUGUCACGCUAAAUUCAUUGAAGUUUGUCUUAACGGUCAAAGCUGUCACUUCCAUUCAAUGUUAGGGGAGUGCCCUGUGUUGUCAGAGGUGCCAUCUUUCGGAUGAGACAUUAAAGAGUCUUUAA